This is a messenger RNA of Epinephelus lanceolatus (giant grouper), 830 nucleotides long. The record is from RefSeq and is a predicted model, not a curated record. NCBI's taxonomy places the organism in Eukaryota, Metazoa, Chordata, Actinopteri, Perciformes, Serranidae.
AAGAUUGUACUACAGUAGUACCGCCGCCAACAGUAGACGCGUCUCCCGCUCAGUCUGUCGCUAUUCAACAUCCUCUGGUUAAUGGAUUAUACGGUUUCCCUCCAAGUGCAACAUCAGCUGGCUGUGUUCCCGACACACUUCUAUCAGGGCUACAGUGUGGAGUUACAGAUGAAGUCAACAGAGGUGGACCAAGGGCUUUUCACAGACAGCUACUGCAAAGUGUGCAGCGCUCAGCUCAUCUCCGAGUCCCAGAGGGUUGCCCAUUAUGAGAGUCGGAAACAUGCCAACAAAGUGCGGCUGUAUUACAUGCUACAUCCUGUGGAUGGAGGCUGCCCUGCCAAGAAGCUCAGAACAGACAAUAAGCAGUGUGCCGACACUGCAGAACAGCGGUCGGAGGCAUCCCCCAGUCCUGUAAAGAGCUCCCCAGAAACGUCUCCCAUGACCUCCCCGCGACAGCGCAGAGACUCGGACCGUUACUGCCAGCUAUGCAACGCCUGGUUCAACAACCCAGGCAUGGCUCAGCAACAUUAUGAUGGCAAAAAGCACAAGAAGAACGCUGCCAGAGCGGACCUGCUGGAGCAGCUGGGAAAGACCCUGGACAUGGGAGAGAUGAAAGGUCUGAAACGGAGCUACACCUGUGAAGUCUGCAGCGUCACACUGAACUCUGUGGCACAGUACCAUGCACAUCUGCAGGGCUCAAAGCACCAAAACAAAUGCCUGUGCCGCCUUGUUGGAGCCAGUGGGUUUCCAUGCAGAUCCUAUCAUACUGUCGCACACACAUAGCCACCCCUCACGCUGAGCAGGGCAGAGCUCUCACAGGAGAUUCAGAC